Messenger RNA from Delphinapterus leucas (beluga whale), 2385 nucleotides. RefSeq names its product protoporphyrinogen oxidase (gene PPOX). Gene Ontology annotation, cellular component: mitochondrial inner membrane. Lineage: Eukaryota; Metazoa; Chordata; Mammalia; Artiodactyla; Monodontidae. Gene Ontology annotation, biological process: heme biosynthetic process. Gene Ontology annotation, molecular function: protoporphyrinogen oxidase activity, oxygen as acceptor. The record is from RefSeq and is a predicted model, not a curated record.
AGGAAAAGGGAAGGCGAGUUUGAGACUCGUGAAGCUGUAGGGAAGCCUGGAGCUAGAGCGCAGGCACUGGGUAGACGGGUUUUGCCGGCGUAGGGGGCUGCCCCCUCGAGAGCGAGGUGCCCAAGGACCCCUGUUGAUAAACACGGUACGUUGCCGGGCCGCCCUAACUCCCGUAGGUCCAGGCUGUUGCUACCAUCAAGGAGCUGUUUAUGGCGCCACCUCCCCACGGACCAGCCUCCAGUGUCCCUAUCUACUCUCCCUACAACCAAAGCUCAUGAGGCCCUCCCUCCAGGGUUCUCAGCCUAGCUGGGCCUGGGAAGCUCGAGCUGGGGAAUGCUAACCAGCACGCAGCUCUCGCCGCUCCAGCCUUGAGAGGAAGUCAGUGAUGGAUAUGGCUGCUCUCUCCAACCUGGCAUCGAACCAGUUAACUAACCUCCAGCUCCACACAGCAACCUUCUACAGGGGCCAACCCUCCGCCUUUGCGGGAGGAGGAGCCGCUGCCGGGUCAGUGUUUUCAUUGGUGAGUGUGAUCGGGGCCUUCCAGGACCCACCAAUCCAGGAGCAGGAAGGUAAGGUCGGGAGUGUGCCGCGACAAUAGAGUGGACGGAGAGUCGGAGAGACCGAAAUACUGGGAGGGGGGCGAGCGGUGGAGGCAGCGGACUGAAACUCUAGGCCUAGUGGGGGCGGGCGGGAGGGAAAGCGCUUCAGAAGACUGGCGGCAGGUCGGAGCCCAGAGCCCUGCGCUAGCAGAUAGCGUGGGUGUGGCCCUUAUCCACCUCCCAGCCCCCGCCUCUGGGACGCCGGCGGCAUGAUGUGUUGAGACCUCUGUCUCCUCCUUUCCCCUCAUUUUUCUCGUUCCUCUCGUGGGCUUCACCAUGGGCCGGACCGUGGUCGUGCUGGGAGGAGGGAUCAGCGGCUUGGCCGCUAGUUACCACCUGAGCCGGGCCCCUUGUCCCCCCAAGGUGGUAUUGGUGGAGGGCAGCGAGCGCCUGGGAGGCUGGAUCCGCUCGGUACGAGGGCCAGAUGGUGCUGUCUUUGAACUUGGACCUCGAGGAAUUCGGCCGGCGGGAGUCCUGGGAGCCCGGACCCUGCUCAUGGUUUCCGAGCUUGGCUUGGACUCAGAAGUGUUGCCUGUCCGGGGAGACCAUGCAGCUGCCCGGAAUAGGUUCCUGUACGUAGGCGGCGCCCUGCACGCCCUGCCCUCUGGCAUCAGGGGGCUACUCCGCCCUUCACCUCCCUUCUCCAAACCUCUGUUUUGGGCUGGGUUGAAGGAGUUGACUACGCCCCGGGGCAAAGACCCUGAUGAGACUGUGCACAGUUUCGCCCAGCGUCGCCUUGGUCCUGAGGUGGCGUCUCUAGCCAUGGACAGUCUUUGCCGUGGAGUGUUUGCAGGCAACAGCCGUGAGCUCAGCAUCAGGUCCUGCUUUCCAAGUCUCUUCCAAGCUGAGCAAACCCAUCGAUCCAUAUUACUGGGGCUGCUGCUGGGGACAGGGCGGGGCCCACAGCCAGACUCAGCACUUAUUCGCCAGGCUCGGGCUGAGCGCUGGAGCCAGUGGUCACUCCGUGGAGGGCUGGAGACAUUGCCUCAGGCCCUUAACACCCACCUGACUAGUAGGGGUGUCAGUGUUCUCAGAGGCCAGCCAGUCUGUGGGCUCAGCCUCGAAGCAGAAGGGUGCUGGAAGGUGUCUCUAGGGGACAGCAACCUGGAGGCUGACCACAUUAUUAGUGCCAUUCCAGCUUCAGUGCUCAGCAAGCUGCUCCCUGCUGAGGCUGCACCGCUGGCUCGUGCUCUGAGUACCAUCACUGCUGUGUCUGUGGCUGUGGUGAAUCUGCAGUACCGAGGAGGUCGUCUGCCUGUCCAGGGAUUUGGACAUUUGGUGCCAUCCUCAGAAGACCCAGGCAUCCUGGGAAUCGUGUAUGACUCAGUUGCUUUCCCUGAGCAGGAUGGGAGUCCCCCUGGCCUCAGAGUGACUGUGAUGUUGGGAGGUUCCUGGUUACGGACAUUAGAAGCCAGGGGCAGUGUCUUAUCUCAGGAGCUGUUCCAAAAGGAGGCAGAGAAAGCAGCUGCCACUCAGUUAGGACUGAAGGAGCCACCAAGUCACUGCUUGGUCCAUCUACACAAGAACUGUAUCCCCCAGUAUACUUUAGGCCACUGGCAAAAACUGGAGUCAGCUACCCAAUUCCUGGCUGCUCAGAAGCUGCCUUUGACUCUGGCCGGAGCCUCGUAUGAGGGGGUUGCUGUCAAUGAUUGUAUAGAGAGUGGGCGCCAGGCAGCAGCCCGUGUCCUGGGCACAGAACCUAGCAGUUGAUCCUCAAACCCCACUUCUUCCUGCCCCUGCUCACAGGGAUUCUCUCACCCAUGAAAAUAAAAGAUGCUGGAGCGUG